AUGAUAGACAAAGAUGAGUGUUUGUCCCAUGACGUAAAGUACGAGGGUGACACUGUUCAUGUCUCUUUCAUUGUUAUUAAGGCUGAUUCUCCCUGGCAUUACGACGACGAAGGUGUCGAUCUCGUGGCAUACAUGAUACUCCAUGACAUUCAUGCUGUAGUUGAAAGCUUUGAGAAGGCACUGACCUUGGAGCCAAAUGAUGCUCAUAUACCUCUAUAUCUGUAUCCCUUCCUUAAUACAACCAGUAAGUCCAGACCAUUUGAGUAUUUGAGGCUUACCACUCUUGGAGUCAUUGGGGCCUUAGUGAAGGUUGAUGAUACAAAGGUUAUAAGUUUCCUUCUUUCAACAGACAGAGAUUAUUUCGUUGUGCCUGCGAAGUAUGGAAAUGGAUCUAAAUCUUUGGAGCAACUGAGCAUUAUAUUUGGAGCAACUGAAUAUACUACAGCUAUUGACAUUUGGUCAGUUGGCUGUGUAUUGGUUGAGCUUAUGCUAGGACAGCCCUUGUUCCUCGGUGAGAGUGGAGUUGAUCAGCUUGUUGGGAUCAUCAAGGCUGAAUUAGCUUACUUGGGUGAUUCCUUGUUUGAAACACUGAUUCUCUGA
Messenger RNA from Glycine soja, 600 nucleotides. Its product is annotated as mitogen-activated protein kinase 5-like. Gene Ontology annotation, molecular function: protein kinase activity; ATP binding. The transcript is spliced from 7 exons. Gene Ontology annotation, biological process: mRNA catabolic process; protein phosphorylation; negative regulation of translation. The record is from RefSeq and is a predicted model, not a curated record. NCBI's taxonomy places the organism in Eukaryota, Viridiplantae, Streptophyta, Magnoliopsida, Fabales, Fabaceae. Gene Ontology annotation, cellular component: CCR4-NOT core complex; CCR4-NOT complex; P-body. Bases 1 to 600 code for a protein of 199 amino acids.